Drosophila subobscura is the source of this 3829-nucleotide messenger RNA. RefSeq lists its product as uncharacterized. The transcript is spliced from 6 exons. Lineage: Eukaryota; Metazoa; Arthropoda; Insecta; Diptera; Drosophilidae. The coding region runs from base 1 to 3774 and encodes 1257 amino acids. Gene Ontology annotation, molecular function: protein binding; RNA binding. The record is from RefSeq and is a predicted model, not a curated record.
AUGCGGGAGCGGGACCAGAAUCUCGCAUUGGGGACGAAUUCCGCAAGUUUGUUCCUUCCGUCAGCAGCAGAAUCUGAGUCUUAUCAAACAUAUCCCCAGAUCAAAGUACGUCCCUUAGCGGAACUGCUUAGGCAGGAGAUCCAAGCCGUCACCGAGGAGAACCGUCUGGGUUCCACAGCCACAGCUGAAAAACCUGCCACCACACCGGAAAAGGCUUCAGGUGUGGAAAGACCUGCCAACCCUUUGGCCCACAAAAGUGCGCCUAAGAAUCGCGGAUCUACUGGCUAUGGUGCCAUCGAUAAACACCUCGCCAGCCUAGACAAGGAGAGUCUCAAGAACAUAAUCAACAACGGUGACCCGAUAUACGACGAGCCGCUCCAGUUCCAGGCGCGCAAACGACUGCGCGAGGAGAUACGUCGCCAGCUGAAGGAAUUUCAAUUGGAAAAGCCCAAGGAUAGUCCGGUCAGGGAACUGGUUCCAGACGAGAUCGUUGAUGCCAUCAAAUUGCCAACAUGUCUGCUGCAUGAGAUUGAAAAGUGUUUUGGCCUAGACAUAUCAAAGCCAGAAGAGCAGGAAAUUAAUUUAGAGAAUAUUACAAUCAAAACAGAACCUAACAUUAAGAGCGAGGAGUGCAUUGAAAAUAAUUCAGAACCAAAAGACAAUUCUAGUCCUCAGUGCAGUCCAAAUAAAGAUCAAAAUUGUAGUCCUCCAGAGCAGGACAAGCCAACAGAGUGCAGUAAAACGUGUUCCGAAGAAAAGUCCACCCAAACAGUGAGAAUGGCUGGUGCCAAGGAUCUGAUGGCACGGCUCAAAGCCGCCGACGUAGUCAAGUCUGUGACGGCAGUACGCCAGUAUAAUGGCCGUCCCAAAGGCAGCUUCCCGCCUCGCGGUCCUUUGCUGCCGUUUCCAAAACAAAACAAAAAACUAAGCAAUAUCGAGAGGCCAGUUCGUAUAAAAAUAAGUGAGUCCUUGGCCAAGAAAGACAAACCAAAAGAACAGACUAAAGGAAAGACGCCUGGCUACAAAGGGAACUCCACAGCACAGGCUGCAGGUCCAGAACCCACAAUAGCGAUCAAACAGGAGAUUAAAGACUGCGAAAUGGUUUUACCAGCGAUGAUAAAUACCACAAUAGUUGUCAGCUCCUCCUCGGAUGAGGAUGAAGCUGAUGAGGAGACAACCCAGCAGCGUCAGAAACCAAAACCCGUGGCAAAACCCAACGAUGAUGAUGCCAGUGAUGAUUCCACCAGUUCCCAAUGCAGCAGCGAGUCCUCGAAGCGACGCUACCGGCAGAAGCUCAAGAGCGAUGCCGACAACGUGGUGGACAGUUUCGAAAAGUUGAUCCUGCCGCACCUCAAGGAAUCGCUGGCCGAGACAUACAGAAGCCAGCACUGCGGCAGUCAGUACACUCGUCUGCACUUUAUAUCGUGCGUGGUGACAUCCAGCGAAUAUAAUUCGCAGAGCAUCAGCAAAAUGGAAAUCGCCAAAGUGCAAAAGAAUCUCAAGCUGCCAAACCAUCGUCUGGGCAUUGAGUUCCUGCUGCGGCAGAUUGUCCAUGUGGUUAAUCAACAGAAGCAGCAGGCGGCGGCACAGCGGCGCAAGGAACAGGAGGAGCAAAAGCUGAGUAAUGGGAUUAGCAUGGUGACGAGUGCCGGCACAGGGAAUGCUGAAGUUGCAAGAGGAGAACCUUCGCCGCCGCCACAUCAAAGAGUCGUGGAGGAAACUGCAGUCGCUGCACCACUCCACAAUGAAAGUCCUUGUCAGAUUUCGCCCCCGCUGUCUGCUUAUCAGAGUCCUUUAGCACGUGAGAGCCCACCAGCCUUGCCACUGCUUCAGAGUCCACCAGUAUUGCCACCACGCCAAAGUCCACCAGCAUUGCCACCACGUGGAAUUAACCAACCAUUUGGCGUUUUUGCACCGGGAAUACCCUUUCUGGAUUCCACAAUGUCGCGACUCUCGCCAGGCGGCUAUGGCCUGUCCGAACCAAGUGAACCCAUGGGACUUUUGGUUGACAUGGUGGCCCAAAAUCUGAUCGAUAUCGAUCGCCGACUCUUGGAGAAUCAGAAUCGACGCAGCUUUCUCGACGAAAUGAUCAUGAAGUUCCAAAAGGAGAAAUCCGAUUUGGAAAUGCACAGCCUGGAGCUGCAAAGCCGCAAGUUUCUGCUGAUCAAUUCAGCGAUCAGCAGGAAGCAUGGGCCUACCACAGCAACAUCUGUGAUGUUGGGUACUCUACCACCCACAAACUCGCCGCCCCCGACAGCAGAGGGUCAGGAAGCAGUUUUAGGGGAGAGUUUUACCAAAAGCAAGGCCAAGCCUAAGGGUCGCUUCCGUCGCGCUGUGGUGGUCAAGUAUUUGCCCAAACGUAGGGCCAUAAUCAAUCGUCGAACAGCCAAGAGGAACGACAAUUCGGAUAUACUAGUGGCGCAGCUGAAGCUGGAGAUGGCAGCCAAGGAGCAGACUGAAAAAUCCAAAGAGAACUCCCCGGAAAUGCCCUUGCCGAUAAUUGAGCCGGUGAUCAAAGAGGAACCCAUGGAUUUCUGCAAUUUAAUGGAAGUGCAAGUGCAGCGUCCCUUCAUCACCGAAAAUGGUGCCAGCCACAACAAACGUUCGGCGGAACCCACUCUCAACCCGACAUCCAAGCCGAAGCAGUCGCGUCAGAGCAAACCAAUUACCAGUACAGUAUCGGGAUCGAAUCCUUCCCAGCAGCCGUUGGCUAUUAUACCACCACUGCCACCACCACCGCCGCCGCCAGAACCGAUCUACAACAUGCCGUACGAACUGCCACGAAGUAUUCUCAAGGCUCCACCGGCACCACCCACGCCCUUGUCCUUGCCUCUGCGAAAUCAUUCGGUACAGUCCAAUGGGAAUCUGGACGCGGACUUGGGUUUUAUACGCAAGGGCCGCCUGCACUUGGUCGUCAGUCCGAUCACCCAGAUACGCAUCUAUAAGAAUUACAUAUUAGCCGCUGCCGAGGAUGGGGACAUCUACAUCUUCAACCUGCACAACCACAAACUGGAGCGUCAGAUACCCAAACACGGCGAAGCCAUUACCAACAUGCAUCUGUGCGAGCAGGAGUCAUUUCUGUAUACAACAUCGUUGGACGGCUUCCUCAAGAAAUCCUCACUGGAGAAUCUGGAGAGCGUACAGCAAACGGUGUAUGUCAAGGAGCCAUUGCAAUCGAUUGAUAUUGCUUGGGAUGCGGCAUUCAUUGGCAGUCGCUGGGGACACAUCUUUGUCUACAAUGUGGUGACCAACAAGAUGAUUGAGUCGCCGCUCCUCUCCACGGGCCAGUCCAUUAUUGCUGUCAAAGCCACCAAGGAGGGCCACAGGAAGAUCAUCAUACUCGGCUGCAAGGGAAACUUUGUAUAUUUGCACGAUGCGGCCACAGGACAGUUGUUGCGUCGCCUGGGUGUGCCCGACGGACUGAACGUUUACUCGCUGCUACUCAAUGACGGACACAUCUACUGCGGCACGCAGAAGAACGAGAUCUACAAGUUCGAGUUUGCUAGUGGAAAUCUGGUCACCAAGUUGAGCUGCGGCAAUGGUGCCGUCUCCAUGGUCAGCUUCAGGGACAGAUAUUUGCUGAUUGGCUGCUACGAUGGCUUCAUUUACGUCCUGGACAAGCACAAGGGCAGCCAGGUGGGUCGGUUCGAGGGCGCUGGACGCUUGGUGCUGGCCCUGGCCAUAGCGGGUGAUAGUAUUGUGACAUCGUCGAAGGAUAACUCGUUGGAGGUGCUCGAAGUACCACCCGAAAUGCUAAAUUCCGGACAACAAUAAAAUUAUACAUAUACAUAGAUUAAAUUUAAUUUUAAUAACAAUCACACUCGCGCAC